Zygotorulaspora mrakii is the source of this 924-nucleotide messenger RNA. It is a transcript of the gene FAD1, whose product is annotated as FMN adenylyltransferase. Bases 1 to 924 code for a protein of 307 amino acids. Gene Ontology annotation, biological process: FAD biosynthetic process. The record is from RefSeq and is a predicted model, not a curated record. Gene Ontology annotation, molecular function: FMN adenylyltransferase activity. NCBI's taxonomy places the organism in Eukaryota, Fungi, Ascomycota, Saccharomycetes, Saccharomycetales, Saccharomycetaceae. The transcript has a single exon.
AUGGGGUUGGGAAGUGUCUCCGAGUUUUGCUACAACUUGACAGAAUCAUAUCUUAGUAUAAAGAACAACACUGAGAUAAUAAGCGAGACGCAAAAUGCAAUCAGAUUGACUAGACGCUAUCUAUUGGAGGAUAUCUUCACUUUAUGGAAUCCACUUAACUCUGAGAUAUCAUUUUCGUACAAUGGGGGGAAGGAUUGUCAGGUAUUACUGCUCAUUUACUUGGGCUGUCUGUGGGAGUUCUUUCAAAUGCAUACGAGGGCAUCACAGUUUGACGCUAAAUACCACCAAUUUCCAUCAGAAAGGCUACCGGCUGUGUUUAUUGAUCAGGAUGAGAUAUUUCCCACGUUAGAGCAGUUUGUCACCGAUACAGUUGAUAGGUAUUUCCUAUCGCUGUAUGAGUCUCUACGAGAUGGUGGCAAAUCAGCCGAUAUGUCAGAAGCAUUCCGGCAAUUUUUGAAGAUGAACCCUGAAACCAAAGGAAUUGUUAUUGGAAUUCGACACACAGAUCCAUUUGCACAAAACCUAUUGCCUAUCCAAAGAACGGAUCCCGAUUGGCCUGACUUCAUGCGAUUGCAACCUUUAUUACACUGGAAACUUGCCAAUAUCUGGAGUUUUCUACUUUAUUCUGGUGAACCAACAUGUGGACUAUACAAGCUUGGAUUCACUUCUAUAGGGAAUAUCAAUGAGACGAACCCGAAUCCGUAUUUAAAAGCCACUGAGCACACAGUCGACGACUGUAAAUUUCAAUGGGAAAUUGAAAAUGCAUACAACAAAUCUUGCAGUUCAAUAAGCUGCUCCGCUCUUCAUGGGGAUGAUAUAGAACGAGCACAGAAGCUCGACGACGAUUAUUUCCCAGGAUGGUUUUUGACUGACGAUUCACUGGAAAGGGCAGGAAGAAUAAAACGCAAACCCCCAAACAAUUAG